Messenger RNA from Cavenderia fasciculata, 2238 nucleotides. RefSeq lists its product as uncharacterized. The record is from RefSeq and is a predicted model, not a curated record. Bases 1 to 2238 code for a protein of 745 amino acids. NCBI's taxonomy places the organism in Eukaryota, Evosea, Eumycetozoa, Acytosteliales, Cavenderiaceae. The transcript has 3 exons.
AUGAAUUUAAAUAUUCUAGUUGCACCGCCACCGUCAGAGUUUAUAGAUGUCAUAGUAAAGUUGGCAAUAAAAAGAGAAAAGAAGAAGACCAACAAAGAUGAUAAUAAUAGAUGCACAAGUAACAACAACAACAACGACAACAACAACAACUAUAAACAACUAUAUAAUGACAUCGUAACAGAAAAAGGACAAGAGGAAGCAGUAUCAUGGUUAUUAUAUCUCGUUAUAAAAUGUGAAUUAUCUACUGUAUGUAACUAUAACUAUAACGAAUCUAUAUUCAAUGUUUUGAUAUCACCUAAUAAUAAUAAUAAUAAUAAUAAUGACAAUGAUGAUGAUGAUGAAACACAAACUCUAUUAAUAUCAAUAUUAAAUAUUCUAAAUGUUGGUGUCACUGAUAAUGAAUAUUUAGAUUAUCUAAAACUCAUUGAGAAUACCAUUCGAAAUCAUCGAGAUAAUCAAGUAGUCAGAGAGAUCAUUCUCAAGAUAAUGGAAUCGAUUGAUACGAAACAAGUUCAACUUGUGGCUACUGAGGAAUCGAUUGUCACUUUUAACAACAUUAUGACUAGCUUUCUCACUGAUCCUAGUAGCGUUCAAUACCAAUUACGAGCAAUUCAUGUAAUCCGAUCAAAGAGUGAAAUACGAGACAUUGAUGGACGCCAACAUUGGAUGUCGAUAGUGGAGAUGUCAAACUAUGAUAGAUACGAAUUCUACACUCCACAAUUCAAGUUUUCAAAUGACCAAGUUAUACAACAUUUACUCGAUCUAACAGAAUUGUCUAUUCAUUCCGGUGGAAAUAUCUAUUGGGUGAGCUUUGUUGAUUACAUUGACCCAAUUCAAUAUAAAUAUGUAUGUGAUGAGUUGAAUAGAUUAAUGAUAAUAAUAUUAAUAAUGAACAAAAAUACUUAUACUUUCAUAUACUACCAACAGUCAUCAUCACGAAUAUUCCCAAUAAUGCUAAAGCUAUUAUUAUAUAAAACGGGAGCUAGACAAAAAGAAAGGGCAGUGGGCUUUAUACAAAAGAUAGGAGCAAAGAUGGGAAUGAGGUAUUUUGCAAGAUAUCUAUUUGAAAUGAUACAACACUUUAUCAAAAUUGGAGAAAAGAUUGAAAUUGCACAACAAUUUCUUCAAAAGAGUUCAAAAAGACAUUGGAGAGAUUGGAAUUAUUUUUCUAUUUAUCUCCCAUCCAUUAUGAAAUCAAUCAUUGCUCAACUCAAUCAAACUCAAAAUCCCAAACAAAAACGUCGCCUCUAUUAUUUCUUGUGGGGAAUGAUUGAAGACGUGUAUCCAUAUUUCCACCACUUGGUUGACCCAAUUGUAUGCCAUCUGGUCAAUGUCAAUAUGAUGUUCCUCAUUUUAAAGGUGGUAGUGGCCAAGGAAGGAAUCAAUCAAAACAGUCAACUUUUAUUCGACCGUUUCAUGCAAUCAUUGAUGGAUCCACCACCAUCAAAGAUGAAGACACAACCAUGGUACUUGAGGAUUAAAGUAAUGGUAGAGAUGAUUGAUACUAUGCAAGGAGGUAUUUGGACAAGUCAUCAAAUACAAGUAUUCAACAAAUGUGAUAAUGAAUAUUGUCAAAAAUUGGAGAUAAUCUCUGAAAAAGAAUAUACAGAUGAAUUAUCAGAGAAUAGGUAUAAAGAUUUUGAAUCGACCCUAGUUAAUUGGAUUCGCGCUCACUCGAUUUUAUUUGACCUUUGCAACAGCAAGGUAAUGCAAACUAGUAGAGUUUUGUUACUCCAACAGACACAAACAUCUUUGGAUAAAUUUAUAACAAUGGUACCCACCACCUUUGAAAAAGGCAAAGCCUAUAAUUAUUUCCUUCCAUCUAUUGUUUGUAAAUGGGAAUUAUUAUGUGAUAACCAAAAAGACAAGGUAAAAGUAGUACUAGAUUAUUAUCCUAAAAUAGUACCACUAUUACUAGAGAAUAAUACCAUCACAGAUCGCUGUGAUGGCUACCAAUACAUGGCAAAGUCAUUUUGGAAAAUAAUCAAGAUACUCGUACAGGAACAACAACAACAACAACAACAACAACAACAACAAUGUCAAAUGCACUUGGAAAAGAUACACCAAAUGAUGAUCGAUCUGGUUGAAAAAAGCCAGGACAACCAUGUUUACUUGUUGUUGCAGGUAUUGUGGAACACAGUUUAUGAUGAAGAUGACAAUACUGAUGGCCAUUAUGAAUGCCUAUUUAAUCAAUUCAUCACAAUAGUAGAUGAUAACCAUCCCGAAAAAAAAUGUUAA